UUUCGCGUGGGAUACCCAGUCGGAAGCCCCAGGGUUACCCCCAGGCGCGAAACCCCAAGGUCACUUGCAGUAGUCUUGUGGGGAACAUUUUGCCACCAUGAUUUUUGGGAUGUCUCACCUGUCUGCCUCCCCCUCCUCCCCUCUGACCGCGCGCCCUCUCCCUCCCCUCCCAUUUCUUCCCCUCGCUUCCUCCCCCGGCCUCUCCCUCGCCGCCACCCCCGCCCGUCACUCCGCGCCCUGCCGCCCCUUACGCCGAUUCCGCUGUUCUGCCGCCGAGGGGAUGGCGACGGCGUCGCAAUCGCCGCCUGAAGCGGGCAGCGCGCCACGUGUCAUCAAGCUGCAGGCGAUCCCGCUGACUCGCGAGGCGUUCGCGCCCUUCGGCGAGGUGGUGGAGCCCGCCGAGGACGGCGUGGCGUUCGGCGCUGAGGACGCCGCGCUGGACCUCACACAGGGCACGCCACGGGUGUACAUAAUGCGGCUGCGGGACCGCCCUCUGGGGUUUGACCGCAUCACGCACCACGCGCGUGUGACGCAGUGCCUGGGCGCCGUGGGCGGGCAGCCAUGGUUCCUAGGCGUGGCGCCGCCAUCCCUCGUGCAGGGGGAUGGUGGUGAUGAUGAUGAUGAGGGAGUGCCGCGGGGAGCGGCGGGGCAGCGGUACCGGCCGCCAGAGCCGGGGGCGGUGAGGGUGUUUGUGAUGGAGGGCGCGGUGGUGGUGAAGCUGCACGCAGGCACGUGGCACGCGGGGCCGCUCUUCGCCCAGCCCUGCAUGGACUUCUUCAACCUCGAGCUCCAAGACACCAACGUGGUGGACCACACAACACACAACUUUGCUCAGAGCGACGGCGCCGUGUUUGAGAUCGAGGAUGCGCACUCGUGAGGCGUGAGCCGUUGGGCUACCGGCAGGCCAUGUGCAUCUGCUGUCGCACGCACAUGACGGUGGCUGUUGCAGUACAACGUUGCGCACGUGGAUGCGCACUUGAGAGUGCCCACCGCAUGUUGUGUGAUGUGACGGGACUACAAUGUAAUGGUCCUAGAUUAUAAUCUUUGCACGUGAGGAGAGGUGAGGUCUUUACACAGAAGAUCAUCGUCAUUGACAACGCAGUCAGUCCGUACAAAAAGGCCCAACUGCACAACUACCCACACGAGAGGAGUGCUCGCAUUAUUGCUUGGAUUCGUCCAAGUUGGUAAGUCCUGGCAUGGAGAUGAUGCACGUACAGCAGGGAUAAAGGCAGCCGUGUGCACGCGAUGGCUGCUGCCCGUUGAAAGAUUGCCGUUGUCAUUGUAGUAGCAAGGAGUCUGAGCAAGGAUCUACGCAAGAAAGAAGGAUUAUGAAAUUUGGAUUAAACCUUCUUAGAUAUAUUUGUAGUUUUGAACUUUUCUGUGUCGCAUACAACAUUCAUUCAUGCAUU
Closterium sp. NIES-67 is the source of this 1409-nucleotide messenger RNA. The record is from the annotation of a GenBank genome assembly. NCBI's taxonomy places the organism in Eukaryota, Viridiplantae, Streptophyta, Zygnematophyceae, Desmidiales, Closteriaceae.